UAAUAUCUCCUGAAACCAGUGUCUCAAUCUUCAGUUGGCAAGUGAAUCCGUACGGGCAGGGAAAGCCAUCUACUUAUUUGGCGGUAUUCGACAUUAACCGCUGGUAUCAUGCUCAAAUGCCAGAUUCACUAAGGCCAGAAGAAUUCCUUCAUGACUGCCCGUAUUUUGCAUUGUGGUCACUGGAUGCUGUAGUCAGCCUGUCUUCUCCAAACCGCAUUUUGGAUAUUCUGGUGCAUGAGCGGAGUCUAAGUCGGGGGGUUCCUCCUUCUUACCCGCCACCUGAGCAGUUUUUUAAUCCAAGAACUCCGUGGUGUUACUCAACACCUGAGCAGUUUUUUAACCGAAGCACCUACACUUUUGAUGGUUCGUGCCUGCUGGACUCCGGAGUUGCUCAUGUGACUUGCACCAGCUUCCAGAAGGAGACCUUGAAUUUGUUAAAGAAAUCUGGUCCUUUGAUAAGUGAGACCAUUCAUGACAGCUACAAUAGGUGCCUUGUAGCUGGCUUGCUGUCUCCACAACUAGUUGAUGUCCAGCCAUCCAGCUUGAGUCAGGAGGAGCAGUUAGAAGCGGUAUUAUCAGUGGCUGUCCAGACAAGUUCUUUGGAACUUCUGACUGGAUGCAUUAAACAUUGGACAUCUGAAGAGCAGCCAAGUUCAGCUGCUAAUUUACGGGUUGUUCUUGAGUGGACAUGGAACAAAGUGAUCCAUACAAAAGAUGAAUUUGACCAAAUAUGUGUUCCGCUGUUUGAUGGCUCUUGCAACUUCACUGACUCACAGACGUUACAGUCUCUCCAGCACUGCCAGUUGCUCUUGAGCAACCUUAGCAGAGUCCUUAACUGUUUUCUGACAGAAGCACAAGUGCUUACUGAAAAAGGUUUUGCAGACUUGACAAAGAAGCAGGUGGUAAUUAGCCUCAUAAGUUUGUAUGCACAAGUGGUCAUCUGGUUCUGCCGAUCCAGUCUCCUUCCAGAGGGUUUAGAUGAUGACAUGCAUUUGUCUAGACCUUUCUACAAUUAUCCUCAGAUUCAGAGCUACUAUACUGGCCAUAGACAGAAACUUGAGAGCUUAUCAAGAGGAAAAUGGGAUUCUGACUGCCUGAUGAUUGAUGGAAUGGUUUCCCAGUUGGGAGACCAAGUUCAGAGGUUGUGGCGAAGAGAUGAAGGAGGAACUGGGAAAUAUCCACCUCCUAGUUUACAUGCACUGCUGGAUCUCUAUUUGCUAGAAAACAUUGAAGAAAGCUACAAACAUGCAAUUACAAUUUACUUGCUGCUAGAUAUCAUGCAUUCCUUUCCGAAUAAAACAGACACUUCAAUUGACUCCUUCCCAACUGCCUUUGCUAUCCCUUGGGGUCUUGUGAAGCUUAUUCAAGGCUUUUGGCUUCUAGAUCAUAAUGACUAUGAGAAUUCGCUGGCGCUGCUCUUACAUCCUGCUACAAUCAAAACGUCAUGGCAACAUAUGAGAAUUACUCAGUCCCUCAUGUGCCAAGGAGAGCACAGGCAAGCCCUCAGAUACCUACAGAUGAUGAAGCCAUCAGCGUCAAGCAGUAGUGAAGUGCAGCUUUUGCUCAUGGUGCUGUUGUCCAAUAGGUGCAUGGUGGAAGCUUGGGCUCUGUUGCAGCAACAUACCACUGAGUUGACUAUAGAAGAGCUGUUAAAACAUAUGUAUGAAACGUGUCAGGAGAUGGGACUCAUGGAAGACUUACUGAAGCUACCUUUCACAGACACUGAGCAAGAGUGUUUGGAGAAGUUUUUACAGAGCAGUGGUGGUGUUCAGAAUCAGGAAUUUCUUCUAGUCCACCAUCUGCAGCGUGCCAACUAUAUCCCAGCACUAAAGCUGAAUCAGUCAAUGAAGGUUAACCUUGCG
This is a messenger RNA of Eurypyga helias (sunbittern), 1862 nucleotides long. RefSeq names its product protein ELYS-like. Lineage: Eukaryota; Metazoa; Chordata; Aves; Eurypygiformes; Eurypygidae. The annotation marks the transcript as partial. The transcript has 15 exons. The record is from RefSeq and is a predicted model, not a curated record.